Molecule: messenger RNA, 4036 nt
Organism: Aedes albopictus (Asian tiger mosquito)
Lineage: Eukaryota; Metazoa; Arthropoda; Insecta; Diptera; Culicidae
Gene: NKAIN
Product: sodium/potassium-transporting ATPase subunit beta-1-interacting protein
Exons: 6
Coding region: 1340-3316 (658 amino acids)
Biological process (GO): regulation of sodium ion transport
Source: RefSeq, a predicted model, not a curated record
CACAUUUCAAUCAGUCAGUUCACGUUCACCGUCCGAAGCGGUUCUCGUUUGGUGGAGCUCUUGCUUACACGCGACUCGGUUGUGGUUCUCCCCUGUGCGCUCCAAGCAACGAAGACGUUGUGCUCCACGGAGCAACGGUUUUACACAUUCGCUUUGUUAACUUUGCAAUGCUGAUUGUUGUACGAUACGACGGCUAAGGAAGGCUUGUUUCUCCUCUCACUGUAAUACUGGUGGUGUGUUGGUCGAGUUGAGUGCAGUUUCUUGUGCGAUCGCGAUUUGACGGGCUUCUUCGUGGGCUAAGGUUACUGAGUCAGUGCUCAAGUGGCCUAUCACAGCUCAGCUCUGCUCCCGAUAACGGUGCUUUCAAGUGUGUGUGCGCCAGAAACGCUUGAUUUGCACCGUUUAAGUACCGUGCGACGUCUAUUGUUUCGGGAAACGAUAGUAAUUCUGUCUGCAGAUCAGAGAUCCGUUGAUUGCUGAAUUUAGAUGGAUUUUGCAUAAUAAAUUAAAUCAACCGCAGCGUCGUUGUGUUUGUGUUAAAUGUUAAUAUUUUGAAACGGUCUCACCAUUGUGGUAGUCAGCUCAGCAGCCAGCAGCGGUGAAAAAUAAGCCGACUUGAAUUAAGCUACCUUCAGUUGCGUGCACACCAACACAGUACGGUCGAGAAAAUUUGAUUGAAGAAUAGGUCCCAGUGCGCUGGCUGAGUCAGAAGUGUGCACAACUGUGAAGCACACGUGUGUGUAGGUAUAGGUCGGUUCAAAAAGAUCACUUGAGAAAAGUGCACAUCUCAACCUCAAUGAAUUAAGUUCCGACUGAGAGAUGUGUGUCAGCUAUAGUAUACACACGAAAUAAAUUAAAUCAUUGAUUAAAAGCUACGUGCUACGUACGACGAGCAUCGAGUGUUUGUGUGGCGUUUUAUUCAUCGCAAAAUGUGUAAAUUUCGGUGAUCUACUUUUUGAUCUUCGUGCCCGUUUGGUGUAUGAAAAUAAAAGAGUUGAACGCAGAUCUCGCGAAGAGUGAAUCACUCGCUGUUGUGGCUCAAUUGAAAAGUGCAAGAAGAAAAAGAAGCAGACGAAGACGACAAAGCAAAGAUCAUUGAGCGUAAAUAUUUUCACUACAAGGCUUGUUACAUGCUAUGUCGAGCUUGGCACAUGUAGUGUGUGCAAUAAUAGUGUAGCAGCACAUCAGUGAUUACCGAAAUUGAAACGAAAUCGGUGGCGCCAAAGAAGCUGUUCGUUGCUUGAUCGUGUGAAUUGUAGAGCGUGAAUUCGAACGCCCUGAACGGAUAAGGGCGACGAGAAUUUUUGGCAUUGCACGCUGAUGGAAUAACAAUUAUGACAUGGGAUCCUGUUCGAGACGACAUUUCUUGUUGUCAAUAUGCGUUCUGCAAUUGUUAUUCAUCAUCGAGCGGCAGGUGUUUGACUUCCUCGGAUACAUGUGGGCACCGAUACUGGUGAACUUCUUUCAUAUAAUAUUUGUGAUAUUUGGAUUUUUUGGUGCCUAUCAAUAUCGUCCAAAGUAUUUAGUAACGUACUCGCUAUGGAAUCUUUUAUGGAUAGGAUGGAACGUAUUUCUAAUAUGUUUCUAUUUAAAUGUAGGAGUCUUAGAUAGGGAUAGUGAUUUAUUAAAUUUAGGAACCGGCAGCGUGUCAUGGUUCGAAGUGAACGGCUACGGUUGCAAGCCGACCUACCCGAUGAACAUCACUUCGGAGGACCCGUACCGGCCGGUGAGGCCCGAGCGGGUCGAUGGCUGCCUACUAGACUACCACAUAGUAGAAAUUACACACUCCGGAGUGCAAUGUGCGCUGGCGCUACUGGGUCUCUUCGGAGCCAUCUGUUUGGGGCAUACGUAUCUGGACGAGGACGAUAGCUUCGACUUUAUGGGUGGCGAUGCAAAAAGUCCCCAGCACACGGCGGUGCAUCCGAUGUACGUGAGCUAUACUAGUUUACCAACCACGAAUAGCGCCAACUCGACACAGCAGAAACAGGCUAACGCUGCGAAAGCCGUGGCGCCCUUGGUUGCCAUCGCCCACAAUAAUCAUAACAACAGCAAUAGCUCCCAAUGCCUCAGUAACACUAGCGCUAAGCUCGGUGUUGUGCUCAAGUCGUUUAACGGUCACGGUAACAACUCAUCCUCAAACACUAACACCCUACUGUCGUCUUCAUCUUCACCGUCAUCGACGUUCACCAAUUGCAAUGGGAAUGGGAAUGGAAGACCUCCAUCAGCACUCGGCGGCGGUGGGCAGACCCAUGAACAACACGUGCCACUUCAUCAACAGCCACUUGCACACCCGAUCAGUCGAAACUCUAGUUUUAGCAAAGCCCGCAAUGGUCAGCUGCGGAAAAACAGUAGUAGUGUUAGCAUUCGGUUCACUGAUGUUACUCAACAACAGCCAGAUGACCAUGUGAUUCCAAACGAGGACGACACUUUCUUCAUUCCGAAGAGCUCCUCGUGUCGGAACAACUUUGGAAUCAGCAAUCCCUUCAACAACGUCUCCAGUCGAUACUAUCGCGACGGCGAUUGUGAUUCGCGAACUGAAGACGAUGACGACAGCAGCCAUCUGAUUACCGGUUCCACACAGCAACUGGCUCUUUCAACGCCACUAAAACGGCAUCCCUCGGUUUCAUCGACCAACAAUAGCAUCGGUGGGGCCACCAAUAGCAGCAGCACAACAACGCCAAUGAACGAGAACAACGGCGGCAUGGCGAUAGCUUUUGACCGAAAUUUUCCCCACGGGACUCGACCUGAUUUGAGCAGUAGUGCUUACCAACAUCGGAUAGCAAUUAAACCCCAGCAGCAAGUACAAUACCCAACACCACCACCAGUGCCACCACUGCCCCAGAUGAACUUCCAUCAACAGCAGCAUUUCGAGGGCAGUAGCAGUGAAAGCUAUCGAAUGCCGUCGUCAUACCAGUAUGUAACGCGGUCUCCCAACCUGAACCGGAUAGCGCGGCGGAACAACGCUAACCUAAUCAAUAACAAUGGCCCGCGCGUCAUGAGCCCCAAGCACUGCGAUCAAAUCCGCGAUUUCGCGGGCGCGGGCGGUCCACCGGGCUACCCAGGGCACGAAAAUAACAAUUAUCCUCUGCCUCCGCCCCCGCCUCCAUCGGUUUCGGCUGUUGGUGGCGGUUAUCCUGUGAUGGCGAUGCAUCGGGCCAAAUCCCAGGACCGGUUAUCGCACCGCUCCCGACGGCACCACCACCAUCACCACGGAGGAGGCGCCCGGGGACAGUACCAGCAGCAGCGGCCGCGCUCGUUCUGUAGCAAUAACGGAGCCUAUCCGGACUAUGUGAUUAUGGAACAUCCCGGCAAUUAGGGAUAGUUCCACCCCAAAGCCUGACGACGUUUUUUUUUUUCGUUUUCUUUUUUACGUUUAAGACUAAACGCAUUGCCUCUCCCUCUCAAUAGUCGGUCUGUGUUCUGACUGGAAUCUAGAUGAUACGAUGAAAUAGUGACAGGCGCCGGUGCGUCUACGACGACGAGUGAACGGCUCUCCCACAGAGUUGAAAUGGGUGGGGUGAUUGGACAUAAAAGAUUAAUCGUAAAAUUUGUUACGCGGUUUUGGAGGCUCAGCUAGGUCUAGACUAUACAAUAGGCGAGCGUAAAACCAAUUUGAUUUUUUUUUUUAUUUCAUACGAAAAGUUUGAAAUUCAAGACGGGUUUUACAAUAUGAAAACUUAAGAAAAACAUCUAUAAGAAAAUAAAUUUAAAUAAAUUAUAACAAUAGAACUAAUGUUCAGAUUUUUUUUUUCAAAUACUUACAAGAUUGGAACUUUGAUUUGUUUAUACACAGUUCAUCCCAUGGAAAUUAAAAAGACCUGGAUUUUUUUUUGUGUUUAUUAUAGAGGCUUUAAAUUUCAAAUUCAUUCGUCUCUUAAAGACCUGGAUGACGUGCGGCUAUUUGGGCAACAAUUCUUAUGUGAGCACUUUUUCGUUGUAAAUCACGCUCCUUUAGUGGUAGUAGAUACCUAGUAGCAAUAGUGGUAUAGUGGCAAACAUGGUGGCAAAUUUAGACUAUUUGAACCAAAAUGUUAUC